Molecule: messenger RNA, 2618 nt
Organism: Ictalurus furcatus (blue catfish)
Lineage: Eukaryota; Metazoa; Chordata; Actinopteri; Siluriformes; Ictaluridae
Gene: tubb2
Product: tubulin, beta 2A class IIa
Exons: 4
Coding region: 547-1920 (457 amino acids)
Biological process (GO): mitotic cell cycle; microtubule cytoskeleton organization
Cellular component (GO): microtubule; cytoplasm
Molecular function (GO): GTPase activity; GTP binding; structural constituent of cytoskeleton
Source: RefSeq, a predicted model, not a curated record
ACUUCAUUAGUCAGCACAGAGACUCACUACUGUCAAGGCAAAUUUCAGGACACUGUGGAACUGUGUCAAUAAUUUAACAAAUCUUUAUGUUUCAUAAUAUAUCAAAUACAAGUAGACUGCAUCCUUAUGUUUGAGAUUAUUGCAUCUUUAUAGUUUAAAAAAAAAUUAAUUAAGGGUGCCAUAAAUUUUGGAAUUGACUGUAGUGAAGUGCUCAUCACUAACAGAGUAAUGCUGUGUUAAUGUUAAUGUGUUAGUGUGUGUGUGUGUGUGUGUGUGUGUGUGUGUGUGUUUGUGUAGGUCACUUCUUGCAGCUCUGCAGUGCUUCACUGCAUCAUCCUGCUCGCUCUUGAUUGGCUGGGCUGCAGUGACAUCAUCACCAAUCAGGUUACAGGUUGCUGUAUGUAGAGAGAAGAGCUGCAUUGCUGCUGAGACUGGAGUGGAUCAGUGUGAGGAGGGGCAGCACUGGCGACACACUCACACACAUAAAGAACCAACACACUCACACACAUUAUUAACACACACACACAGCAUUAACACAGUGAAAGAAUGAGGGAGAUUGUGCACAUUCAGGCCGGACAGUGUGGAAACCAGAUUGGAGCAAAGUUCUGGGAGGUGAUCAGUGAUGAACAUGGCAUCGACUACAGUGGAACUUACAAUGGAGACAGCAAGCUGCAGCUGGAGAGGAUCAACGUCUAUUACAAUGAGGCCUCAGGGGGGAAGUUUGUGCCCCGUGCCAUCCUGGUGGAUCUGGAGCCUGGCACCAUGGACUCAGUGCGGUCCGGUCCCUUUGGACAAAUCUUCAGGCCUGAUAACUUUGUGUUUGGUCAAAGUGGCGCUGGGAACAACUGGGCCAAAGGUCACUACACUGAGGGUGCAGAGCUAGUGGACGCUGUGCUGGAUGUGGUACGUAAGGAGUCGGAAAACUGCGACUGCCUGCAAGGAUUCCAGCUCACGCACUCUCUGGGUGGUGGCACAGGCUCGGGCAUGGGCACACUGCUCAUUAGCAAGAUACGUGAAGAGUACCCUGAUCGCAUCAUGACCACGUUCAGUGUCACACCGUCACCCAAAGUGUCUGACACAGUGGUAGAGCCAUACAAUGCCACACUGUCCAUCCACCAGCUUGUGGAGAACACAGACGAGACCUUCAGCAUCGACAAUGAGGCACUGUAUGACAUCUGCUUCCGCACACUUAAGCUGACCACGCCCACCUACGGUGAUCUCAACCAUUUGGUUUCUGCUGCCAUGAGUGGUGUCACAACGUGUCUCCGUUUUCCAGGGCAGCUUAAUGCAGACUUGCGCAAGCUUGCAGUCAACAUGGUUCCUUUCCCUCGCUUGCACUUCUUUAUGCCAGGAUUUGCACCCUUGACCAGCAGGGGGAGCCAGCAGUACCGUGCACUCACUGUUCCUGAAUUAACACAGCAGAUGUUUGACGCCAAGAACAUGAUGACGGCGUGCGACCCGCGGCAUGGACGUUACCUCACUGUAGCAGCUAUCUUCCGUGGUCGCAUGUCCAUGAAGGAGGUGGAUGAGCAGAUGCUGAGUGUGCAGAACAAGAACAGCAGCUACUUUGUCGAGUGGAUCCCCAACAAUGUGAAGACAGCUGUGUGUGACAUCCCACCACGCGGACUUAAGAUGGCCGCCACCUUUAUCGGGAACAGCACGGCCAUACAGGAGCUGUUCCGACGUAUCUCAGAGCAGUUCACUGCCAUGUUCCGGAGAAAGGCUUUCCUGCACUGGUACACAGGGGAGGGGAUGGAUGAGAUGGAGUUCACUGAGGCUGAGAGCAACAUGAAUGACCUCAUCUCUGAAUACCAGCAGUACCAGGAUGCCACAGCCGAAGAAGCAGAGGAGUACGAGGAAGACGAGAUGGAGGAGGAGGAGGAUAUACGCCAUGAUGGCCGCCAAGAGGGUCACCACUGAGCAAACAAUUUUAAGAAAACCGCUCCCAUGUCAUUUUUAUGAAAGGACCCUUGAGUCUAAGAUAGCUUCGAUAUGUAAAACCUCAGCUACUUAUACUGCAGUCUGUGUAACACCUUACUUCUUUAGUACCUGAUUUGUGUUUUUUAUUUAAUAGAACAACUGCUAAAUACACAAACAGAAAUGGCUACACCAAUUAUUACACCUUUAUGCAUUGCUAAUUAGCUACAUAUAUUUAAUGCCUUAUCUUAUGGAGGUGUUAGGUAGCUAGCUAUUAAUGUUUAGCUACAAAAACAAACACGAUACCACUAUAGUACUAUAUGUUAGCAAUGGUAUUAGCACAGAAAAUAAUUUAGCAUUAAGCAGAAGGUGCUACUGAGAACCACAGCUAAAGUAUGAGUGUGUAACUACAGUCAUCAGGUGGUACAAUAAACUUACCUCACCAGAACUAUCUGUUUUUUUCCUAUACAGUUAGUGUUGGCAUUAUGACUAUAUAUGAAGUUGGUUAAUUCAUGACUGAUAAUAAAUAUUAAUUAAUACUGCACACUUUAAACAGGUAACAUGGCCAUGUGCAGGUGUUUCCCAAUUGUUGAACAUGAUUGGCUAGAAUCUAUGCUAGUCACUUUGCUGGAAAACCUGAAAGUGGGAACUUAGUGUUAUUGAAAUCGGCUGCUACCGAAAGGAACUACUGAGUUUUUCCC